CAGCAGUUAGUUGGUCUUGUGCGUAGUUGACAUCGUCUGCGAAUAAGCCUCUAUUAUCACACGCACACGCACACGACAAUGGCUGAGGUCGAGGAUAUUCUCCGAAAAUACACCGAUCCUUCGACGGGGUGCGUGCACGGGGCCACCUUCGUUGCUGUCGACAGAGAAGGAAAUGACCUUUGCCGUACUUCGGUCGGGGGUCGGACUGUCGACAGAUCGGAUCCAUUGACACCAGACACCCUGACAUGGAUCGCCAGCCAGAGCAAGCUGGUGACUUCGGUCGCGGUGAUGCAAAUAGUUGAGAAGGGCCUGAUUGGUCUGGACGACGAUGUGCGCGAAGUGCUACCGGUCUUGAAGGACCUGAAAGUUCUCCUUGGGUUCGAGGGAGAUGAUCAAGCAGACGAGCCGGACCUCCAGGCCAUUUCCAGAGGUGGUGCGGGAGCCGAUCCGGACAAGAUGAAGCCGACCGGGAAGCCCAUCUACGAAGACGUAAAGGGGAAGAUCACUCUACGGCAGCUCAUGUCCCAUACGUCUGGGUUCUGCUAUGACCUGAGCAGUCCGCUGCUCAUGAGAUGGUCGGCUGCGACGGGGCGAACAGAUAACAUGUUCAGUGGAAAGAUUGAAGGCUCACUGCAUCCCCUGCUCUAUCAGCCAGGUGAAUCGUGGAUGUAUAGCGAUGGUCUUGACUGGGCCGGACAAGUGGUCGAGGCUCUGACGAAACAAAACCUCGACGCCUACAUGCAAGAAAACAUCUGGGGCCCUCUCGCGGCCAAGUCGACGACCUUCUACCCGACCAAGCACUUCCACCCAAACCCCAUGCCGGCGCUGCACGAGACCGCCCAGCGCACCAACCCGGCCGAGUCGCCCAAGGCGCUCGACUCGAAGCCCGCCACGUCCCUCUGGCCCACCACGGCGCGCGACGCGAUCGGCGGCGCGGGCCUCUACAGCACGGCCAACGACUACAUCCGCCUGCUGGCCUGCCUGCUGCAGGACGGCGGGCCGCUGCUGAAGAAGGAGAGCGUCGACGAGAUGUUCCGCCCGCAGAUCGGCGCGGGGAGCACCGAGGCCUUCCACGGCGCCGUCCGGAGCAGCGGCCGCGACCGCCUGUGGAAGUCGCCCGCCAGCGCCGCCGCCACGGCCGCCACGGCCGCUGCCACCGCCGGCACCGCCCAGGAGCAGGGCGCCAUCCCCGCCGGCCACUCCCUCGCCGGGGCGGUCAACCUCGAGGAUGUCCCCGGCCGGCGACACCGCGGCACCGUCAAUUGGGGGGGCCUGCCGAACUUGUUCUGGUGGGUUGACAGGAAGGGCGGCGUGGCGGGCACGCUGUUCAACCAGAUCGUCCCGGCCGGGGAUCCCUUGUGCAUGGAGUUGCUCGUCGAGUUGGAGGAGGCGGCGUAUAAACUGAAAGAGAAGAAGGACUAGAUGUCCAUGGACGUAGAACGAGGUCGCCUAGAGUCAAAGAGACAAUGUGCCGUUUGCUCUAAACAUUCUACUCAGGAUUGCUCCUGUUCUGU
Cladophialophora immunda is the source of this 1514-nucleotide messenger RNA. RefSeq lists its product as uncharacterized. NCBI's taxonomy places the organism in Eukaryota, Fungi, Ascomycota, Eurotiomycetes, Chaetothyriales, Herpotrichiellaceae. The coding region runs from base 79 to 1422 and encodes 447 amino acids. The record is from RefSeq and is a predicted model, not a curated record. The transcript has 5 exons.